This is a messenger RNA of Xiphias gladius (swordfish), 1161 nucleotides long. Its product is annotated as endothelin-2. Gene Ontology annotation, cellular component: extracellular region. The record is from RefSeq and is a predicted model, not a curated record. The transcript is spliced from 5 exons. Lineage: Eukaryota; Metazoa; Chordata; Actinopteri; Istiophoriformes; Xiphiidae. Gene Ontology annotation, molecular function: endothelin B receptor binding; hormone activity. The coding region runs from base 57 to 524 and encodes 155 amino acids. Gene Ontology annotation, biological process: regulation of vasoconstriction; regulation of systemic arterial blood pressure by endothelin; intracellular calcium ion homeostasis.
CUGUAACUGUAAAGAUAACAGUCUCUCUGGAGAGCUCCAUCCAUCUGCUAUCAGCCAUGACUACUCACACCAGUGUUCUUCUCUUCAUCACUCUCUGGGCUGCCGUGCAGGAUGGUUUGGGUCUUCCGGUCAUGAGUCAUCUGAAAGUGGAGGCUGGCGAUGGUUUCCCAAUGCAAAGAACGAGGACCAAGCGCUGUGCCUGCAGCAGCCUGCUGGACUCUGAAUGCCACUACUUUUGCCACCUGGAUAUCAUCUGGGUCAAUACGCCCAGUAAGACAACAGUUUAUGGUCUAGGCAGUCCUCUGGCUCGAAGAAGAAGGUCCACUGGCCGCUGCACCUGUGACAAAGCUGAUGAUCAAUCCUGUACCAACUUCUGCCAUCACAGCCCUGAAAUCAAAUCUGUGAAGAAACGUCAACUCAACAUCAUCCUAAGAGCUUUGGCCAGCAGGCCCAAGAAAGCUCAGAACGCAGCUAAUCCAUACAGAGACGGAUCUUCUGAGGCUCAGAGGAAGAACACUCGCUAAACGAGGUGGCUGUCGAAGCAGCAGGAGUGAGAGAGAAAGAGAGCAGCGAGCACCUGAACAAAUGACACUCCUUUGAUAGAGAGGAGGGGAAAAAAAUGCCUGCUGAAAGAUGUGUCCGACGCAGGAAGGCCAAAGUGCCACAAAGUUGUCUGUUUGUAUCCGGAAAUAGAGGGUGGAAAACAGUUCACGCGGAGUUCUGCAGACACAUUAUGGAAACCACAUGUGGUGGAUGAGCACUGAGAGGAGCUACUACUGUAUCACGACAUGAGAAUGCUGUACCUGUGGUCAUGUUUGACUUUGGACUAUCAGGUCGGUAAGAGGUGUACUGACAGGCCAGGCCAGCACUGACAUAGCAGGAUUUAACAGAGAGAGAAGGACAUGAAUACUAUACAUACAAUUACAGGAAUUUCUCACAUACGUGGCAUGAUUUUACUCAUUCUUUUGUGAAAUGCAUUUGUAUUCUUUGUUUUAUGGAUAAGCAGAUUUACUAUUUUACAAUUUAAAAGAUUACAUUUUUUUCCUUUGAGACUUUGUAGAUUUAGAUGAAAAACAUUUUGUGGACUUGUGGAAAUCAUGUUAGACAUCUCAUCAAGAAUGGCAAAUAUGAAUUACAACUGCUCUGUAUCAAGCAUUUAUU